Messenger RNA from Nilaparvata lugens (brown planthopper), 3366 nucleotides. Its product is annotated as zinc finger protein 431. Gene Ontology annotation, biological process: central nervous system development; regulation of transcription by RNA polymerase II. Gene Ontology annotation, cellular component: nucleus. Lineage: Eukaryota; Metazoa; Arthropoda; Insecta; Hemiptera; Delphacidae. Bases 238 to 2976 code for a protein of 912 amino acids. The record is from RefSeq and is a predicted model, not a curated record. Gene Ontology annotation, molecular function: RNA polymerase II cis-regulatory region sequence-specific DNA binding; DNA-binding transcription activator activity, RNA polymerase II-specific. The transcript has 9 exons.
CCAAGUUUCCGUACUGUAUGUAUACUGUGGUUUGAAUUGAAUAGUGACACAUACGUGACAUUUCUGUUCCUGCUCAAAUUUUUCAUUGGAACUGAAAAGGUUUAUUUAUAAUAUAACUUUCAGGUGUUUCAAUUUUGAUAUUAGUUAGCCUAAGUUGCCUUAUUCAAAUUUAUCAAAAUAAAUUAUGAAUUGAUAUUAUAAGUAAAUACUUGGGUAGCUCUUGCCGCGGAUUCUGUCAUGAUUGAGGUAAACACUGUCAAUUUAAAGAAUUGUGGAGGUGUGGGAAACAGUAAUGAUGAAAGUCAUGUUGUCAACGAGUAUAUUUCCAACAACAUCAAGAAUGAAAUAGACAUCGAUGAGACCCCAAUUCAGGAAUUAAAACAGUAUGAUGUCGAUAUUAGUAUAGUUAAACACGAGGUAGAAGACGACAAUUUCCAUGAAAACGAAUCACUGGAGGAGGAGAAAGAGAAGGAUGACAAAGAAGAAGGAGAAGAAGCAAAACAAGAUGAUGAUGACAAUGAUAAUGAUUUCUCUGAUCACAUCAAGGAUGAAAUAGAGAUUGACGAAAAACCAUUUCAGUUUCCCAUGGAGGAUAUUCCUUGUAAUAUUGCUUUUGGUUCAGUAAAGCAUAUUCAGAAUGAAGAUGUAAACGUUGGUGUUGCCAAUAUUAACUGCAAAGCUGAAAAUGUGAAGAAUAAGAUAGAUAUCAAUGAAGGAAUUAGCAUAAAAGAGGAACUUGAAUUCAUUAAGAAAGAUUUCUUGAAUGAAGAUGCAGUGGACCCACUACUACCAAAGGUAGAAGCCGACAAUUUCCAUGAAAACGAAUCACUGCAGAAGGAGAAAGAAAAGGAUGGCAAAGAAGAAGGAGAAGAAGCAAAAAAAGAAGAAGAUGAUGAUGAUGAUGAUGAUGAUGAUGAUGAUUUCUCUGAUCACAUCAAGGAUGAAAUAGAGAUUGACGAAAAACCAUUUCAGUUUCCCAUGAAGGAUAUUCCUCGUAAUAUUGCUGUUGGUUCAGUAAAGCAUAAUAUUCAGAAUGAAGAUGUAAACGUUGGCGUUGCCAAUAUUAACUGCAAAGCUGAAAAUGUGAAGAAUAAGAUAGAUAUCAAUGAAGGAAUUCGCGUAAAAGAGGAACUCGCAUUCGUCAAGAAAGAGUUCUUGAAUGAAGAUGCAGUGGACCCACUCCUACCAAAGACUGAGCCUGUUGAACCCUAUGGUAUUAGCAAUUCUCAAAUGGAUAGUGACGAAUUCCAACGCUUUGGCCAUGUGGCAGUUGUAAGUCUAUGCAGAUUGGAAGAUUUAGCCUCAGAUGUUGGACGGUCCUUGGACGUCCAAUCGUCCAAUCAAGAUGACGAACCAUCAGUUGAAGGAGGAUCUAGUAACAGUUUAGGAGAAGGAAGGCUGCAGUUGAGGUGUUUGAGAAAGUACCGCAUCAAUACAUCAGAGAGAGGAGGAGAUGCUGAGACCAUUCAAAAGUCCAAGCACAGGAACAUCAAAGCCUAUCAUUGCAGCAGGUGUAAGUUCACUUGCCUGACAAAGACUCGACUGGAAGACCAUCUACAGAGUCACGGAAAGGCAAAGCAUGUAUGUUCAGUUUGUGAAUACAUGACGCAAGAUUCUUCUCUAUUUGAAAUACAUUCCAAGAUUCAUGAAUGUGGAAAACCACCUUACGAGUGUGAUGUAUGUGAUUAUAAAACCAUAGAAAAAUCAAAGUUCAUAAUACACUGUAGAAGGCACACUGAAGAGAAGCCCUUCACUUGUGGCAUAUGUAAUUCCAAAUUUUUUCGUAAAUCUCAUUUGGCUGUACAUAUUGCAAGACACACUGGAAUAAGACCCUAUAAGUGCGAGAAGUGUGAUUACAAAGCCACCACCAGACAUUCUUUGAAAUUACACAUUGGACGGAUUCAUCUCAGACAGAUUCAAAAAAAGAACUUCUGUUGUAGUCAGUGUGAUUCAGCAUUUUUUUACCGGUCAGAUUUGUUAGACCAUGAAAGGUGCAUUCAUAAAGGGGAUGAGGAAAUGAUCUACAGCUGUACAAUAUGCAAAUUCAAAUGCAACAGGAUGAGAAAUUUGCAUUUUCAUAAGAGAAUUCAUACUGUAAAGAAAACAUUGAGUUGUAAUGAGUGCAGUUUCAAGUGUUCCAAGCCCAGCAAACUGAAUGAGCAUAAAAGAAUGCAUAGUGGAGAAAAGCCUUUCAAGUGUAAUGUGUGCCAAUAUACAGCUGCCAGGAAAACAUAUUUGAAAUUGCAUAUAAGAACUCAUACCAAAGAGAAGCCUUACUGCUGUGAUCAAUGUGACUACAGGGCUGCAUCUUCAUGUGGUUUGUCAAUUCAUAAAAAAACUCAUUGUCCUACUGGUGAAAAACGUUUCAAAUGUGAUAUUUGUGGUUUCAAUUGCAAUACUUUAGGAAAUUUAAAAACUCAUAUUAGAACUCACACUGGUGAAAAACCGUUUAAAUGUGAUAUUUGUAGUUUCAAUUGCAAUGCUUUAGGAAAUUUAAAAACUCAUAUUAGAACUCACACUGGUGAAAAACCGUUUAAAUGUGAUAUUUGUGAUUACAAGAGUGCACAGUCAUCCUAUUUGAAAACUCAUGUUCGAGUUCAUCAUAGUGGUGAGAAACCAUUUAAAUGUGAUAAUUGUGAUUACCAGAGUUCAGCUUCGUCAACUUUGAAAAUCCAUGUUAGAACUCAUCACACUGGUGAAAAACCGUUCAAGUGUGAUUUUUGUAAUUACAGGAGUGCACAGUCAUCCAAUUUCAAAAAACAUGUUCGAACUCAUCACACUGGUGAAAAACCGUUCAAGUGUGAUUUCUGUAAUUACAGGAGUGCACAGUCAUCCAAUUUGAAAACACAUGUUCGAACUCAUCACACUGGUGAGGAACCAUUUAAAUGUGAUAAUUGUGAUUACCAGAGUUCAGUUUCGGCAUCUUUGAAAAACCAUGUUAGAACUCAUCAUACUGGUGAAAAACCAUUUAAAUAACUGUAUGUUUUUGAUCACAAAUGUCAUCCUCUUCAAAAAUUUAUGCUAGAACUGAUACUGGUGAACACCCUUUCAGAUGUGACAUUGUGUGCCAGGGUGACAAUUAUACAAUCUACAAAUACAUAAAAAUAAGUAUCAUGAAACAUUAUAGUGUAGUUGAAGGCUCAGUUUCUGUGCCUUUGAAACAUACUGUUCUAUGUAGUAUUGUUCCACAACUUAAAAAAUCGAAAUUAUCUAAUAUUUUACUUCUUCAAGUAACUUCUACUCACAUAUUUAACUCUUUGAACAGAAAAAUUUGAUCUGUCGUAUUUUUUCAUGUAUAUGCUACUCAUUAUUUCAUUUCUGUAUUAUUAGCAUCUUUAGAUCUAAAUAUAUUGGCCUGAGAUAUUA